Molecule: messenger RNA, 4949 nt
Organism: Perca flavescens (yellow perch)
Lineage: Eukaryota; Metazoa; Chordata; Actinopteri; Perciformes; Percidae
Gene: tecpr2
Product: tectonin beta-propeller repeat containing 2
Exons: 27
Coding region: 178-4152 (1324 amino acids)
Molecular function (GO): protein binding
Source: RefSeq, a predicted model, not a curated record
GUCUUGUCCGCAGGGGGCGCAGUUUGUUGACAGCAGCUAUAGUCUAUCAGAGCUGUCAGACACACAGGGCGAUGUCACCCCUCAGCUGCUUGGAUAUUUAUAGAAAUAUAUAAUAUCCUGCUUUGAUUAUAAUUAAAACAUCUGGAACAGCACCUGAGACCGACUGAGUCCAGAAGCAUGGCGGCACCGCCUUCUGUCCUGAGAGAGUUCUGCCCGCUCUACUACCUGCUGAACGCUAUCCCAGCCAAGGUGCAGCGGGGGUUCCGGUCCGUGCUGGUCUACCUGACGGCUCUGGACAGCAGCGGAGACUUCCUGGCGGUGGGCAGCAGCACCGGCAUGAUCUACCUGUACUGCCGCCGCCGAGCUCACCUGAACAGGUACAGCCUGGAGGGGAAGAGUGAUGCGAUCACAGCUGUGAAGCUGCUCAGCUGUUUUGAUGAUCUGGUUGCCGUGGGAACAGCGUCAGGUCGAGUUGCAGUCUUCCAGCUUGUUUCUCCACUUCCUGGUCGAAACAAACAGUUGAGGCGUUUGGACGUGGUGGGCCUACAUAAAGGCUCGGUGACAUCGUUGGCGUGGAGCUCCAACGGGACCAAGCUUUUCUCCGGAGACGAUAAAGGACGAGUGGUGUUCUCGUCUCUGGACCUGGACCAGGGAGUGUGUAAGCCUGUGCUGCUGCUGGAGGAAUCCUCUGCUGUGGUCCAGAUGGAGUACCGCCACCAGGUGUUGCUGAUCUCCACGCUGCACAGAUCUCUACUGCUGCUCAGCGGGCGGUUCGGCGCCUGCUUCCUGCCGGCUCUUUGUAAACAGAGCGACCUCCAGGUGUUUGCUGCUCGACCCGGACUCAGACUCUGGAGGUCUGACAUCAGAGGACAGGUGGAGCACACCUGGCUGCUCAAACAGCUCUUCAACACACAGAUUCCUGAGUUUGAGUUGUUCCCCCGUCCCGGUCCGAUCGGAGCGUAUCGUCCCGCAGACAGACAGCUGGGUCUGCUCAGCUGUUUCCUCCGAGACGGCUGGAUCCUCAGCUGGAACGAGUACAGUGUCUACGUCCUGGACUCUCUCAACCAGGUGCUGAUCGGAGCGUUGGAAAGCAGCGGAGACAUUGUGUCAGUGUCAUGUUGUGAUAACGAAAUAUUCAUCCUGAAAGGAGACCGAGACAUCAUCCGUCUCUCCAACAGCCCCGAGGGACUGGCCCCCAACUUGUCGGAGUUCUCCGUCCGUCUGUCCUCGCCGCUGGCCACGCCCACCAUCCUCCCACCAACCGGAUCAGUGGAAACGGCUCAGCCAAUCAGAACCAUGGCUAUCAUCGUGGAGGGAGGGGGCCGGGAGGAGGGGGGGCGGUGGGAGAGGCGGAGCGAGGACGGAGAGAAAGAGACGGAGGAGGAAGGAGUGGAGGAGGCCGAGGAGCAGCUGGAGGUGAUGGAGCAGUCGUCUCGCAGCCGCAGCAGCUCUGUCACUUCCUGGGACAGUCUCCAUAGCAACGUGACUUCCAGUCUCCAUAGCAACGCAACUUCCUGCGAGCUGAGACGCUACAGCGCCCCGCUGAGUCAGGGGGAGGAGACCCAGGACCUGGUGGUGAAGGCCAUCAGGGUAAAGAAGAGAAGGAGGAGACAAGACAGCACCAGUCGUCUCUCUGAGAGCAGCUGCUCUGACUCCAUGUUUGUAGUCCAGGACGGCAGCUGCAGUGAUGGAGGAACUCCUCUGAGUGACAGAGUGUCCCUCGUCAGUCAGGACCUUCAGAACCAGACCCAGGACCAGAACUCUGCAGAACAGACCCAGGACUCAGCGAAGGAAGAGGAGGCAGAGUCUGGGUCAGUAACUCAACAACAGACCUGGCUCUGGUUCUGGAAGGGUUUUCCAUGUUCAGUAUCUCUGUUGCCCCCUCCCCCAGACUCUCUGGCCCUCCAGGUUCUGCAGACCCAGCAUGACCCAGACUCGGCCUCUGGUUCCGGGGCCGAGGCGGAGGCCGUCCCCCCGACUCCAGAUGUGGACCUGCUGCUGGAGUGCAGCUUCUCCUACCUGCACAACGCAGAGGAGCCGAUGGAGCAGCCAAUGGAGCAGCAGGAGGAGUUCCUGAGCCCUCUGAUUGGACCAGAGGAGGAGACCGGUGAUCUGCUGCCCCCUGCUGGGCUGGCGGACCAGAUGUUUCCCUCCGCUGUGUCCGGUCUGGACAGGAAACAGAGCGAAUCCAGUGAUGAGGACGGAGACAUCUACGCUCACACUCUGCCCCCUGCUAGCAGCACCGGGGAACACCUGCACUCUCCGUCCAAUCACACGCCAGACACACAGACGGAACAGGAUGUUCAGGGGAAACACACACCUGACCAGCUGUCAGAAAGCUGGAUGGGAUUCUCAGGACCAGGAUGUGGAAUACUGAGCCUACAGGUGACCGACAGACAUGUGUGGUGUCUGGACUUUAAAGGAGGACUGUUCUGCAGCGCUCUGCCUGAAACGGGACUCAACUGGCAACGCUUUGAAGACAACGUCCACCAGGUGGCCCUGUCCCCCUCAGGUAAUCUGCUGUGGAAGGUGGAGCAGAAGAGCAUGACAGCGUUUGCGUGUGCGAAGGUUUCGGGGAAGGGGAAGCGGCACUGGUACAAAGCUGUGGAGCAGACGGCCUUCGUGGCGCUGAGCGACGACUCUGCCUGGAUCAUCCUCACCAACGGAGACCUCUACCUGCAGACAGGUCUGAGCGUGGAGCGUCCCUGUGCUCGCUCGGUGAAGGUGGACUCUCCGUGUGUCUUCAGCCAGGUGUGUGUCAGCGGAGGCGUGGUCUGGGCUCUGAGCGAACACAAGGCUCUGUUCUACCGAGAGGGACUCAACAGCUUCUGCAGAGAGGGAGAGGGCUGGAAGUACGACACCGUCAGCGAGGCUCAGGGUCUGGACUUGAUGUGUGUUGGCCUGACAGAAGGAGGAACCGGCUGGGCGCUGGAUGCCAGCGGCAGCCUCUGGUUCAGAACUGGCGUCUGCCCGUCUAGACCUCAGGGGGACGACGACCACUGGUGGCAGAUCAGUAUUUCGGACUACGUGGUCUUCGAUCAGGGCAGUCUAUUCCAGACGCUGCUGCAGGCUACACAGAGCGUUGCCACGGUAACCAGGGCGCCGGUGGAGCGCGUAGUGGCCUUCCUGUCGCAGCACUCGCAGUGUCAGCCGAGCCUGGUCAGCGCCAACAGCAGCGGAGUCUGGGUCGCCUCGGGACGGAACCAGCUGCACCUGGCCCGCGGCAGUCUCAUCGGAACUUUCUGGCAGAACGUGGUUCCAAGAGGAACCGUCUCCGCUACGAGGUGGACCUCCAUCGCGUCUUCAGCUGUGCCGCACAGAGAAGGUACGUUCCUGUGGUUGGCUCAGAGCAGGAAGGAUCUGUUCUGUGUCUGGGAUCAGGAUGGAGAGCUCCGCCCCUCCUCCGUCCCUCUCCCAGUGGAGAUGGAGCUGACCCAGCUGUCUGCCUGUCGGGAUGCUCUGUGGGGUUUAGACACUCAUGGCCGAGUCAGCAUCCGGACGCUGUCUCCGUCCUGUCCCUUCGGACUCCACUGGACCCCCCUGGACCUCAGCCAGCUCGGAAGUGUGCGUCUGGUCAGUGUGAGCUGUGGCAGUCAGAACGUCUGGGCUGUGGAUGGUCGAGGAGUCGUUUACUUCAGAGUCGGAACCCAACCUCUGAACCCGAGCAUGAUGCUGCCGGCCUGGAUCCACAUCGAACCUCCUGAACAGCCAAUGGGAGUGCAGCUGGUUAGCAUUCAGACGAGUCCUAACGACCGUCUCCUCUGGGCAUUGGACAACCGAGGAAGUGUCUUCGUCCGGACCGGACUCAGCGAUGAGAUGCCUGUAGGGACAGACUGGGAGCUGGUUCCAGGGUUAGCCGUGAGUCAGCUGGUCCUCAGCUCCCGGACGGUUUGGGUGCGGUGUGCAAACGGAGAAGUGGCUCGACGUUACGGCGUCUCUGACAGAAACCCUGCAGGAGAUUACUGGAAGAAGAUCCCUGGAAACACCAACUGGUUAACAGUGACUCCGGAGGACGAGCUGUGGGCGGUGACUCCGAUUGGUGGGUUGUCCCGUCGCCUGACGAAGCUCCUCCCACAGACUCCCUGUAGGCCCGCCCCCUCUGGCCCCACCCUCAGCAUGGACGACGGCGACGACGAAUGGGAGCUCAUCUGACCCUGACCUCUGCUGGGGAGGCAGUGAUGUCACAGUGACACCACUUCCUGUUUACUAACUUACUCCUGAAGCAGGAAGUGCAGGCCGGUGACAUGACUUCAAAGAGAACCCAGGUGGCUUCUGGGAAAUUAAGUGAACUGAUACUUUGUUUUAUUUUUGUCAAACAGGAAGCACUUUACUCUGAAGGGACAGAGGGACCGACUGGUUCUGAACCAGGACAGUAAAGGGACAUUUCACAUUUACUCGUAUUUAUUUAUUUCAUUCUACUUUGGAGUGGUUGGGAGUGGUACCAACUGGUUCUGACUGGUUCUGACUGGUUAGGGUUAGGCUUACCUUACCUAGUUCAGUCUGGUUCUUAACAAGGACUUUAAAGAGACAUUUCACAGUUUAGUUUUUUAUCAGAGACAGUUAGCUUCCAGCUAAAUAUUAAACAUUUCAAAGUUCAUUUUCUUAUUUUCUAUUCCUAUGAUUUCUAUUCUGUGCUUUUCUGUUUCUUUCCUUUUCUGUUUUUCUUCUUCAGUUUUAAUUCUCUGACUUUGAGUUAAAUUAAGGUCCUAAUCUGUUGAAGAGAAACUGUUGAGUUGUGAUUUUGUUUCUUAUUUUCCACUCAGCAGAGAUCACACUGGUUUAAACUGGCUUGAACUGGUUUAAACUAGUUUAAACUGGCUUAAAUUGGGUUAAUCUGGGUGCGACCUUUAGCUCACCCAGUGAGAGCGCUCGCCCCGUGUUGGCUGAGUCCUGCAGCAGCGCAAGGGUUCGAAUCCGACCGGCUGCCCUUUGCUGCGUGUCAGCCCCCA